Cimex lectularius (bed bug) is the source of this 10495-nucleotide messenger RNA. RefSeq lists its product as uncharacterized. The transcript has 43 exons. NCBI's taxonomy places the organism in Eukaryota, Metazoa, Arthropoda, Insecta, Hemiptera, Cimicidae. The record is from RefSeq and is a predicted model, not a curated record. The coding region runs from base 155 to 10453 and encodes 3432 amino acids.
UGUGGAUGUAUAUAAACACAAUAAACAGAAUACCCACAUCAUACCAGAGUAUCCCGAACCGGUCAGUUUCAAUCUGAGUCGCAUAUACAAUUCGUUCGAGGACAUAAACGCCUAUUACGAAGCGGUGUUACCUAUUCAUCGUUUUGUGAACCAUAUGGACCACCACUUCGUCUUCAGGGUGAAAGCAGUCACUCCGGGCGCAAACCAGUUACACGUUGUAAUGUCGCGUAUGAAUUGCCUUCCCGUCUACAAAGUUCCUCAAGUGCAUUUCGGGUCGCAGCUGAGCCAAACGUUCCCGGAGGAAACCCACUACAAAGAGGCCCGGGAAUUCAUCGAACGCAUGGGCAAAGACGAAGUAGUGGGCGUUUUUAUCACUAAACACAAACAGGAUCAGGCCCAACUCGAGGAAUACGACAGCGACCAACAGGAGUUCGAAGAGAACUUGAACAAGUUUUUAGAAGGGUCGCGUCUCGGAAAGGUGCCUGACAACGAUGAAGCUAACCGGAAGUCCAAAGAACCAGUCGAGAAGGAGAUGCAAGAAACUAGCGCCGAAAAUUUAAAAGCCGUAGGCGCCGCCGCGACCGCCGAAGGGGAGGUUAAUCACACAGAAGCCAUGACCUUCGCAGAAAAAUACCGCGCUGUACAGGAAACGGCAUCUACGGACGAAAGGAUACGAUACCUCAGAUAUCUGAACCUUCAGGACGCCAUCAAGUGCUAUGAAAAAUACAAACAAAACGUGGACCCCCCAUCCGACGAUGAACUUUAUACUAAUGUGCCUAAAUCGCUUAACUUAAGGACAACAAUAAGUUCAUGGGGCCGCCGAUGUCCGGUCGCUUUUGCACACGGAUUGUUACUGAGGGGGCGGUCGAAAUACGUUGCGAGGUACCACGACAAGUAUUAUUUCCUGUCGACAAAAAAGGCCCUGAAGAAGUUCGUCAUUGAUCCUGACCGCUAUCUGUUUCCCGCUUUCCCGAUAUCGACGUGCAACGUCUUGGUCACUGGGCAUCCCAUCUGUGGCAAAACGUUCGUCGCUGAAGCAAUAGCGAGCUAUUACAACGCAGUGGUCGUAGAUUUCACAAGCCUACGACGAGAAGCGAGACUGUAUAAGUACAAGGCGAAGCUGAAGCUCUUAGACGACAUCACACGGUCGGAAAGUCUUAAGUACGUCAACGACGUCGGUGUGGACGUCUACGUGAACGAUGAAUUCGAAAGGCAUGAGGAUUUCAUCGACUGGUUUGUUAUGGCAUUCCGGCUCAUGUACUUCCGAGCUUACAUCUGUCCGCCUGAAAACAUCAUGACACUGCCCAGGAAACACGGAUGCGUACUGCCAAAAAAAAUAAAAAGGGCAAUGUCGGAUAUAGAAGAACUGAAGCCGACAAACGUAUUCAGUAGGUUUUUCAAGCACAUCGCCUUUCACAGCACUGAAGAAGAACAGAAUACAAAGGAAAUUUAUAUACAAAUAAUAAAAAACAUAACUGAUAAGGUCGUGUCGACAGAACCUGCUACCUUCCCAUAUCCUCCAGGAGAAAACGAUAAAGAAAAAAUUCGAAAUGCAAGAAGAUUGUUUUUAGUACAUAAAAUCCCUUAUUUCAGCAGUGAGUCCAUCCUAAAAAAGUACUUACAAAAUCCACUUCGUAUUCUUCGUUUCUGCCCCAAAGUUCUCAAACCGCACAUAAAUCCCUACCAUCUAGAUCCACAUCAUCCUGUAGUUUCUUCUUUCGCCAUGGAAGUUUGGAAAAAUAUCGAUAAGUCACCAAAGGAGUUGGCGGUUCACGAAGAGAUAAAUAUUCUGUCACAGGCCAUUUUUGAAAUAGAGCACAAGGCUAAAGUCAACAAUCUGAUCAACUACGGCGGAUGGGUUAUAGAUGGAGUGUCGCUCAACUCAUAUCUGUGGCAAGGCCUUUGGGAACGAGGACUCAGCUCCACAUUCGUCGUAUACCUGCAAGAUCCGGACAUGGAAUCUUUCUCGAUAAAGGUGAACAAUAAAAGGUACGUGGAGCAAGAAGAGAGGUUCACCGCCAUAGAGAAAACUUUAGAUGAACUCGACUUCAAAAAAUCACAUCAAGAGACCGAGGAGGAAGUUUUAAAGGAAACUUGCAAAACUAAUUCCAUGUUCAGCGGCAUCCAAUUACAAAAUUAUGAAGACUUGGUAUCAUCAGAUUCGGAAGACGAGUACUCGAUUGAUGUAAAAAGAAAAUUAAUCUAUUCGCACGAUUCAAUCGAACAAUUCAUCGCAUUGGACUCAAUUACGCUCAAAAGCGCCUCCCAUAAAAGAGAAAAGAGUAUGGUUUCUAAGAUCUCUUUCAGUUUUGUGCCGGAUACUGGAUAUCAAGACGCAAAUAGGCAUAGUCGGAUUACGACAAACAGUCAUUUGUCGAACCGCAGCUCGACCGAAAGCAGAGAUUCGGAUGAGCUGAACAAAUCUGUCCGCCUAGCGGAAAAAUACAGGCCAUCACUGGCGGCUGGGUCGAUGCGAAAGAAAGGGGAUUCGAGGGAUAUGAUCGAUACAGGAGAAAAUCCCCUAAGUCCAACCGAAUACUUCCACCCUGAAUGUCAAUUUCUAAAAAUGAACUUCACCAAGAAGAAACAUAAACUCUCGGACAUAUCUCUCUUGCCAAAGCUUAUUUUUGAAAAACACAUUUAUAAUCCGAGAGAAUGUAAUUACAAACUGCCUGAAGUGACAGAACUGUACAACGAACUCGCAGACUGGAACUCGGAGAUAAAAAGCAAGAUUUUCAAACAUUUCCAAGACCAACGACUCAUAAUGGAUGAACUUCGCAAUGAUGUAAUACAAUCGGGAUUAAUGAAAAGCAACAUGUACUACAGACGAUACGUAGGGCGUACAGAUCCUAUAAAGUAUAUUACGGAUUUUUAUGAUGUGAUUGAUGGACCAGGAGCAGUACAUAGAACAAAGUCACCGCUUACAUCCACUUUUUUCACAGACCAUCCAGAAGAAGUGGAAGAACAUCCAGGUGAGCAUGAAGGUGAAGGAGAACAACCACAACCGCCGGCUGCUGAGAAAACUGACAAAUCAGUCAAAGAAACCAUGGAAUCUUGGGCGCUCAUGGGCAAAUUUCACGACAAGGCGAUUGAGCUUCAUGAACUAUGGACAGAUCAACUGCAAACAGUACAAACCCCCCUGCCAUAUAAGACUGGUAUAACCCAUACAAAACCGAUUAUCCAAAAGAAGCUGUAUUGGUGUGUAGUGCAUCUGAGAGAAGGAAUGACCGUUCGAGCUCUGAACUUACUAACUUAUUUGCACAAGGAAUACCCAAUUUGUUCAAGGCUGUGUUUGCAAAAAUUUAGAAGAUGGCCUUAUUAUUACACAAACAUAGAAGAACCAUACAGAUACAUUUCUCCUUUGAAGAUAUCUGUGUUAGGAUUACCAGGAAGUGGUUCUAACAAAGUGGCUCAAGUCAUUGCCGAUUAUUUAGGGCUGACUUACAUGAACUUUUUCGACAAGUUUAACGAAAAACUGCUUUUGCCUGGCCAUUAUCCAACCGGGCCUUACUAUGAACAGCCAAAGCUACUUACAAGGCAAUUUUUACCCCCUAACAUCAAUCACACGCUGAGCACUAUGCACUACAAUACGAUUAUGAAUGCAUACUUGAACCACAAGAGACGGAUGCCUCUCAAGCACUGGGUUCAUUUCUACCUGCCAGACUUCAAACAAGGCGGUUUUAUCUACCACCAAAUGCCGUAUUCCAUACAUGACUUCAUCCUUAUGCACGGACUAAAUGUUAUGCCUGAUAUAAUCAUCAAUAUCAAAAGGAAAAGAAUGCUUUGCAGAAAAAGAUUGGAGAAUAAAAUCCUUGAGAUGUGGAAAAGAAGAACAAGGGAGUUGAAUAAAGCAAGAUUAAUUUCAGAUCAAGAAACUAGGGUGUACUGGAAAGCUUUGUACCUUCUUAAUUUCUGGAAAUAUUUAAGAAUACUUGUUGACUUUUUUCAAGAUUUAAAGAGGUUAAAUGAAAGGUUAAAAGAUGUUCCUGUUCCUGAAGUCGCCGGGGAAGAAGAAGUGAAUACUGGCUCCAAGGUGGAGUUGGUUGAGGUUGAAGCAACAGAACCAUUGUUCAUGUCUGUCUUGGGGUCAAUGAAAGUCAAGAAAAUAUUCUAUAUGCCACAUACUUUGCGCAGUACAAAACGUGUCAAAUACUCUAUCAAAUACAUUCAAAAGCCUCAGAGGGAUGAUACAACCAUGUCAGAAGAGGAAGACACUACCUCCGAUUCGAGGCAGAGUUGGGGAGAUUCUAUUGAUAACUCUUUCUCGUUUCGAGAACCGUUUCAAAAUUAUGACGAAUUUAUUCCAACUCCCGUCGAUGAAGAAACAGCUCUGGCACUGUACAGAAGAGAGACAUUGGCUGAAAAACUGAGAAAAAAAGUGGAAGUGAAAGGGAAGCCUGUCCAACAGAGCAUACUGAGCGGUUCGAGAAAAAUUAAAUCACUGAACAUCCAGGAAGAUCAUAGAACCUCAGAGGAUGAGAUAAAACAAGACUCAUUUGCUUCUCUCAAAAGAAUCCAAGGGACAUGUAAACUUGUAACUAAAUCACUUCUCGGCCAUAGUACACAUGUUCUCAAUCCAGAUGAGAUGCAGCGUUUUCGAAAAAGUUUGAUUGGGAUACAAAUGUUAAAAUCGAAGGUUAAAAACAAAUAUUUACAUCUACUAGAAAUUGACGCAAGUUGCAUUUUCAAGAGACUGAAAGCGUUACUGAAAAAAGCAAUGCAUUUUGACCCACACUUCAAUGAAACUGGAAUGAGUGCAGCUUUGCUUUACAUCGCUGAUGAUGAAGACCCGAAUAAAGUUCAAGUACUCGAUUUAGAAGGUGUAUCACACCUCACUGACCUUAAAGAGGAGGUUGACAAGCUCUUUGCAGAUCGAACUCUAGAUCAUAGAAUCACAGAAAGCUUAACAUUAAAAGGAAUUCAGGCAGAGCUGGUGAACCGGUUUCCGGUUCUGAACGAAUUCAGGAACCGAAAGUUCAUGCCAUCAGAUGGCGAAAGGUUGCUGGGGCUUAUUGAAAAAUACCGUGAUAUAAGCCGCUUCACCCCUUAUGUAAUUACGUACAUGAACAACAAAUAUCCAAAGCCGAUGCUCCUUGGGUUACUCAAGAACGAAGUACAUAAAGACGAGUUCAAAGAAAUACUCGCAAGGACGUUGAAGAAAGAAUUUCUACAAAUUAAGCGAAUGCGGAAUUACUCAAAACUUUUUGGAAACGCGUGGCUGGAUGUGAAGCCAGGACGACGUUCCAUGAAGACAAUCAUGAAGACUUUGCUCAAUUACAGAAUGCCACACGGUGAAACUGUGUACAACGUUGAUUUUAAAUAUGUUGAACAGUAUAUUGAUAAUGGCACGUUCUACUUGAGCAAAUUUGGAAGACGCUGUCCAGUCGAGUGCUUUGAAAAGAACUUGCUUUACCACAAUGACUUACUACCGAGCAAGCCCAUCGUAGUCGCUCAUAAAAGAUAUGUUUAUUUUCUGAGUUCGCCGGAAGCCAAAGUCAAAUUUACAGAGAACCCAUUGAAAUACAUAAAACAUAGCCAGUACUGCAUAAAUAUUCCUAUAAGCAUAAUGAUAAUAGGGCCAGAACUCAGCAGGCGAAUCAAAGUCGCAAAAUAUUUUGAAGAGAAGUAUAAUUUUGAGAUUGUGACAGUGGACAUCGCAAUGCGCUUCCUAUUCCGCAACUUUCCAAAUAGUUCAUUGGGCAACUUGAUAUAUGAAUACCUCAGGAGAGGACUAGGCAUUCCGAUUAUCUUGGUUUACCAAGCCGUAGACUUGUAUAUUUCAACAUGUGGAAGGUGCACGAGCUAUGGAUGGGUUUUUGUCGGGGCACCAGGCACACAUGAAUCCCUCUGUGUGUUGAAAGAGCUGGGACUCAUUCCACAUCUACUUUUAGUGGUUGACCUGACCGACAAAACAGCAUACUACAACAGCAUCGAGCGAAAGAAGGAUGGGAAAUUGAAAAAUGGAAAUAUUGAUUUGAAAUUCUUAAGACACAUAGAUAAAAAUGUAGCUGAGAAAAAUUUUAAGGUAUGGAGAUGUAAAGAAAUACAGACAAGGAUAGCUAACACUUGUAAACAGGCUGUUAGCUUUUAUAUAGCAAAAGGGAAUUUUUACCCACUUUACAGUGCGAUCAUGUUGGAAAUGGCAAUGGACAAAUUGUACAAUGCGCUUAAAGCGUCUCAUUAUUUUCGAUAUUAUUCAGCGGAAGUCGCUUCUCCAAUCUCGACUUUUAACAGAAUCGACAGGCUGUCGUUCACUCUUUCCAGCUCGGACUUGCACGACCAUUGUGCUUUGUGUUGGGAGUGUGAAGGGAUACUUGUAAAGUCACCUGAUGUCGGCAUUAAUGACAAUGUUUUUCAAGUCAAUAACUGGUCGUACUGGUUUUGUCCCUGGCAUAAGAAUCAGAUGUAUGUCGUCCCUCCGAAUCUAAAUCUGUACGACAGUGCAAAGCCGUUAGCGAUGCUGCCCUUCCGUAUCAACAGGCCGGUUGUCAAGAAAAUUUUAGACUUUCCAUACUGCAUCACAUGUUACAAAAAUGACUCUGACAAAGUAAAGUCAAUGAAUGGUGAACGCUAUGUGCCUGGAAAUAAGAAAUGCAUAUUUACAUGUGGCGGCCGGGUCUUGAGCACCUGCAGGGAAGAGUGUCUGGCUAAAUUUUACAAAAGGGCUAACCACUAUAUGACUGCAAUUGCCGGCUUCUACGAAAUACUGGAAUGCGAAGACCUAGAUGAAAAUUUUCAAUUAGACCAAGCAGUCGAAGUCCCAAAGCGUUUCUGGCCUCCUGCGAUGAAGUACCCCACUUGGUUUGUUUUGACUAAAGACUUACAAGUUCCCAAACUCCCUCAAGUUGACGAAAUUAUAGAAUACAACCCGAUGUCUAUCUCGGAAAAUUCAAUCAUUGAGUUUGAAGAGCUCCCUUUAGAACCUUCAACGGUGAGGUCAGAAGAAAGUAUCAUUUGGAGGCCGGAGAUCUCUAUCGUGAAUUCAGGAAGCCUCGAAAUGAUCAUGUUGUUUGAAGAGAAUAAGCUCAAUCCUCCAGCGAAUAAAGAGGAAGAUGCUCUAGAAAUAGAGAAAGAAAUGAACUCUUUCAAGUAUGUAGAUGAUUAUCGUGAACUGGAUGAUUAUUCUUUCACUCACGCGCUCAAGUACUUUAAUCAUUUAUACAACAACAAGGGUGAUAUGAACCCUGCUGAACUUAAAGAUUGGAAGGAUGAAAUGGCACAAGAGGUCAGUAAAUUUAAUAUGACUUCAUCUCAAGAAGAAAUGCUUUGGAAUUUUAUACUAAAACUUAAAGAGCAACAUGAGAAGAAAGAAGAAGAAGUGGCUGUGUGUACAGAGGAAAUGGAAAUUACAAUUCACCAAAUCAGCAGCUCAGAAUAUUUACCCUCAUCUCUUUCCGAUGAAUUUAAAAAAAUUGAUUUGGCCGAGUCUGAACAUUUCGAAGGUGCAUCCUACUACUUGAAUGAAGAGAGCAAUUUCAAACUUGAUCCGUACUCGGCCUAUGAAGAUGCCAGUGAAGCUUCGUGUAUAAAAUUACAGGCAGAAUUUACUUCGCAGGCUACUGAAUCUGAGUGGUAUUCAGGAAGGCAAUCCGAGGAAGAGGCAUCGGAAUUUGCAAGCACUGUAGUCAGUACCAUCGGAGGCUUUCAAAGUGAAAUACCAAGCGUGACCGAGGACAUUAUAGAAGAAGAUUUUGUACCAACCACAGUUUCUACUUUUGAUAGUAAUUUUAAUAAAAGAUACAAUGAAAAUUAUUUUAUAAAGAAGUAUCAAGGAGAAGGGAAGUCGUACCCGUAUAAACAUUUUUAUGGUGGGGAGUAUGCAGGAGAGGGUCGGAUAAGACUGCCUCCUAAAGUCGUCGACACUUUUUUUAUCGAGCCGGAAGAAAGUUUUGAAGAAUUUUUCCCGUAUCUUGGUAAAUGUGAAUAUAAGUUUACAAGUGGAAUGUCCUUAGAUACAGUGCCUUAUUCUGACAAAGACAAACCUAUAACUAUAUCAGAAGAGAAAUCAUACGCCAUCGACUUUCCCAAAUCGCCUACUAGCACCACGAUGGGAGAAACGUUCAAAGUCAAUGUUUUUGCAAGUGAUCAAAUGUACAUCAAAUACAUAACACAAACUGAUUUAGAAGACGAACCAAAUUUAUGUCUAGACGUUCAAAAUACAAUCGAACAGAUGAAAGAGAUCAGAGAAGUGUACAAUGAGGAAAAGGUGAAAAAUCAAAAUCUCGCUUAUUUGGCUGAAACAAUAUCAGAUAUUGUAUGUAACAAUAAUUCUACAACCGCAAAGAACAAGCUUUACCAGAAGCUUUUCAAUUUAGGCCAAGUGUUGCAUAUAAAUGUCAACCAUGACCAAUUUCCAAGGAGUUUGAACUACGACAGGAAGACGCAAACGUUCUUCAACAUGAGGAGCAACCCGUUUUUGGGAAUGGGGGUCCUUGCACCGUACUUUUUGGGCCCGGGUUUAAAAGCCCUCUGCCCCCUCUGUGCGUUCAGUUCGAUCACUUCAAAAACCAAAUAUGAAUCGGCUUUGACAGUCACACCGUUUUGUUGCUUCACAGAAUUUGAGAUAGCCAACAAUUUAAACGAAACGAUUGAUCAUUAUAAUGAGUUAGACAUAGAACCAGAAUAUAAACCUUCAAUCUCUUAUGAUUCGCUAAACCCCAAUUCAUCAAAAAAUCUGUUUGAUCAAAUUGACGAGAUAUAUGAAGAAAUUGAGGUAUUCGAUUUUGAAUGUAAAGACGAAGAAGAGGAGAUGGAAGAAGAGGAAUGGUUAUAUCCAAAUGAAGUUUUAUAUGAAAAUGAAGAGUGGGAAAAUUGUGAGGAAGAAUCUUUGGACCUUUUUGGCACAAAUGGUCAAAGGACUGAAGAAGGAGACGAAGAUAUGAUAUGCCAUAAAAAAUGGUAUGAGAAAGUAACAUUUAAACCGAAGCUGGUCAAAGGCUAUCCUUGGUAUUAUUUCGACUGCGGUGAAGAGAUGGAAGAGGAAGAAAACGUGAGAGAACAUCUUAGCCUUCAUUCUUUUAAAAAAUCUGUCCACAAUCGCCCGGUUUCUGCAAAUGAAGGUGGUCCGACAAUAGACGUAAUUGAGACAGUGGACGUUAAAACACAACUGACACAAUGCUCUUCUGACAGUGAUGUUGUAGAAGCAAGAGAACAAAUGAAGAAAAUGAAACAGAUUGCACUAAUGAAGUACUGCGUUCAAAAAGCCGAAAGAAGAGUGACGAUAUUGGAUGAGUACAAUAACAUACACUACUACUCUCCGGAAAGCUAUGAAAUAAUGGAGGAAUAUUUGGAACUAUCGGAAGCUGACCUCCAUCUUUUGGAGGAUGAAGAUGAAGGUUCUAGUGUUGAUGAAAACAUCGAAAUGUGCGAACUGCUCCAAUCAUUACAAGUCAAACGUAAAACCUAUGAGGAUGACGGAGGACGUGCGAGCAUACUGUACAUGGUAAAGACAAUGCUCGAACGAUUCAUCUUUAACAGAUCGAUGCUGGACAUGAUUCAAGAUCCAUUCGAUGUGACAACUUUUUCUGUUGAUUCUCAGUAUUAUGACAAUAUAGUCGAUCCUGGAUUGAUUCCACAUUGGCUUGAAAAAUAUCAUGAAGAGACUCACAUAUUGCCAGAUGCAAUAGAACUUCUCACAUUACUAAAAGAUGAUGUUUAUGCUGAGUACAUUAUUGAGAUUCUGAGAAACUGGGUUAAAUCAUACGCCUAUGGUAGUUAUAAUCUGCACCACUUUUUUGAUUUGCUGAAAGCUACCAAGUGCAGGAAAAAUGAAUACAAUAUUUUGGGAUAUAAGUGUUUGGAUAAACCAUUGAAAAACAGUAGUAUUUGGGACACGAUUCUGACAUUAGAGAGGGCCAAGAUGCCGUUGGACCGUAUCACUACAAAUGCUGCAAUGGAUGCCCUGCAUAGAAGCAGGUUUAUGAAAGAUCAAGUGAUGGCAAUGAAAAAGAGAUUUCUUAUUGAUAUAAUUCGUAAAAAGAUAAGAGAUCUAAAAAUGAAAUGGACGAGAAGGAUGAUUCAGCACAAAUCGGCCUGGCAAAAGAAGAAUGAAUUUACUAAACUAGUUUCAGAAGAAGGUAAAGAAGCUGCUUACAAGUCCGUAUAUGGUGGGGAAAAGGAGAAAAAGCGCAAGAAGAAGAGGAAGAGCGGCAUGAGAAUGAGCGAUAUGACAAGAGCGGAGUUCCUCAAAAAGAUUAAAAAACCAAAAGGCAAGAAGGAGUCUUUGUUUGAAAAGGACCUGCGUGAGUUCCUGACGACUUUGGCAUACGAUCUACCACCAGGCGAACGAUCACCUGAAAUGGACAUCCAGGAAAGAAUACUCGACAUUUACAUGAAACGGCAUCCCAAGUUUUAUUGGAUGGAUUCUCUUGAUAUCCCACCAAAAAUGACAGAUGCUUUUUUUUCUACCUGUGAACCAGAUGAGCUCCCUCAUCCAUAUAAUGAACCAUAUUGAUAAAAUUUAUUUAGUUAUCAAUAAAUAUCAUUUUCAAGUAAA